AUGGCAGAGUACUUCAUGCGCAACAUCAAGCUGACAGAUUUCGAAUUUCUCAAAUACCUCGAAACCGAGCAAGAUGAGCGAAAGCUAUGUUAUGCAAGCGUGAUAAUACUCCAGAAUCUCCAAGGAUAUCCACAGCAAUGUUCAAUCCAAGAGACUUCUGAUCAAUCGGUUCUUACGGGACUUGCCACUCCUUCUUUUGAGACGUUAAUACCAAAAAAGGAUUCUCGAAGAAACGGCAAUGAUUCCAAGCCAGACAUUGGUAUACAUGCCGCCGUCAUGCAUACUAGUGACUUGUGGGCCCUUGCCUGUAAGUAUGCCAUGAAUAAUGCCGGAGAUGACACAAAUCCUCCCUGGCACCCUCAGUCAGACUAUGCAGUGACCACAUAUUGGCAUACCGAACAUGAAAGUUGCAUGCCAUUGAAAUUCCGGCUUCAUGCUAGUCGGUUUCCAGACUACACUCCGACAGAACUAGAGAUGAGUCGUGAUUAUUGGGGUCCUUGGUUAUUCUAUCAGAUAGCUUGGCAUGCAGUUCCGUGUCUGCUGAACCACCCUUUUCUUCUCUCCAUGCGACUGAGGAAUUUUAGGCGAACGAUGCCGCAGUCAUUUCUCCGCAACUCCUUUGAGCAACUGACAUUCCAUUCAGGCUGGAUAAUUCAUUUUCUCGAGCUUUUUGAAAGUAAAGGCUUUGAAGUAUCGGAUCCAACAUUAGGACACUGUGUCGCCAUCGUUGCGACGAUCUAUCUCCAACAUAGUUUUGCAGACGAUCACACUUUCAGCAGAAAGGCACAGACAGGUUUUGAAAAGUGCCUUCGAUUCCUGCGAAUAAUGGGGUGUCGCUGGCCGCAUAUCGACCGACAGGUCCGGCAACUGGAGCAACUUCGUGGCAGCAUUUCGCCUGGGAGUCAGACCACAAAUUCAAGUGCACAAGCAAUAUCCGACCCAAAGUGGUCUGUAGAUUUGCAGUUAAUGUGGAAGAUCCUUGCCUAUUCCAAUGCAAGCAGAGCUCCAGAUCCAACUGGCGAUAUAUUUGGCCCGAUAUUGGCCAAGGAAACCACCCCCAGUGAUUCAGGAACAUCACCAGCUGAUGCUAUAACCGAUCGUGAUUUUACUCUCAUUGGAUCAGCUGGGAUUUCAGGACACAAAACUGUUGCAACAGAAUGUGUUACAUAUCCUCCUGAGCAGGCAGAGCAUCAAGAAACCGGCCCUGGGCCGUCUGCGAUGGACUUUCCGGAAUCACCGAAACCCCAAAAUCUGAACUUUGCCGGUGGAGACACACUUUUGUUGCAACUACAGGAUUAUGAUAAAGCAUUCGAGGAUUGGCUGAGCCUGAAUCCCACAUGA
Messenger RNA from Penicillium verhagenii, 1341 nucleotides. Its product is annotated as fungal specific transcription factor domain-containing protein. The record is from RefSeq and is a predicted model, not a curated record. Lineage: Eukaryota; Fungi; Ascomycota; Eurotiomycetes; Eurotiales; Aspergillaceae. The coding region runs from base 1 to 1341 and encodes 446 amino acids. The transcript is spliced from 2 exons. Gene Ontology annotation, cellular component: nucleus.